Molecule: messenger RNA, 2892 nt
Organism: Alosa sapidissima (American shad)
Lineage: Eukaryota; Metazoa; Chordata; Actinopteri; Clupeiformes; Clupeidae
Product: synaptic vesicle 2-related protein-like
Exons: 15
Coding region: 836-2308 (490 amino acids)
Biological process (GO): transmembrane transport
Cellular component (GO): membrane
Molecular function (GO): transmembrane transporter activity
Source: RefSeq, a predicted model, not a curated record
CAAGGUUCAUGGCGUAUUUAUGGUAAAUGGACUGCAUUUAUAUAACGCUUUUCCACUCCUCCGAGCACUCAAAGCGCACACCGAUAGCAGAGGCUGCCAUGCAAGGCGCCAACCUGCACAUCAGCAGCACUUUGGGGUAUUGUCAGAGUCGGGAGGAGUUAGACGACUACUUCCUGAGCUACUGCUCCCUAUUUAAAAACAUUACUUACAGUAGGCUACUAUAUAAACCAGGCCAAUUUUCUUAUCAGUGACAAAGCAAAGAUUGUGUUUCUUAACAUUUUGAAAACUCAUGGAUGGACCCUACAAGACAGGGGUUUAGUUGAUCACCUUGCCUCACCUCACCUCAGAGUCAUGUACCAAAGUAGGUAAAUAAUCUAAAGAUUUGCUUGUGUGGACUUAAGACAAAGCAAUCUUUUGUGUCUGUUAUGUCUGCUGCUUCUAAUUGUAAACCCAGUCUUAAUCAGACUACAAAUGGCAUGCAAAUUUGUUAGUGAUAAUUCAAUUUAAGGAAAGCAAUGGGUGACAUUUUGUUUUGUCCAAUAGGUGGCAGCAGUAUUAAUCUGACUGUCAAGGCUUAGUUAAACUUGUUCCACUUCACUCCCCAGAUGUUAGUCUCAUUAGAGGUUCUGAGAGACUCAAAGCCUUCCCAAACAUUUCGCUGAUAUUGUCUUCAAAGAAUAAAUAUUUAGACAGGGAAAAGCGGAUGAUUAAAAUUGGAGUAAAAAUCCAACUACCACUAAAGAGACACUACUGAGGAGCUGGGAUCAGGUGUUUCACACACAGCUGACAGCCAUUAGGAUCUCAGACUUGGGUUGCUUUAGUUAGACAUCUCUGAAUGGAUACAUUCACUGUGGAAGAGGCUGUAGAGGCCAUUGGAUUUGGAAGAUUUCAAUGGAAGCUUUCUAUGCUCACUGGAGUAGCAUGGAUGGCUGACGCCAUGGAGAUGAUGAUUCUGAGUAUCCUGGGCCCUCAGCUCCAUUGUGAGUGGAGGCUGCCUAGCUGGGAGGUGGCCUUCAUCACCUCCGUUGUGUUUAUAGGAAUGAUGCUCAGCUCAUCCUUAUGGGGGAAUAUCUCUGACAAGUAUGGCAGGAGACUGGGUUUGAUCCUGUGUAUGGUGUGGACACUGUACUAUGGUCUACUGAGUGCCUUUGCUCCCGUUUACGGCUGGAUUCUCGUCCUGAGAGGCCUAGUCGGCUUUGGCAUCGGAGGAGCACCACAGUCGGUAACACUAUACUCAGAAUUCCUUCCAAGCAAGUCGCGAGCCACCUGCAUAAUGCUGAUCGAGGUCUUCUGGGCGUUGGGUGCGGUGUUUGAGGUGCUGUUGGCCAUGCUGGUGAUGCCCACCCUCGGCUGGCGAUGGCUCCUGGCUUUCUCCACAAUACCUCUGGUGCUCUUCACUACAUUGUGCUUUUGGCUUCCUGAGAGUGCUCGGUACGACGUGCUGACAGGCAACAGCCAGAAGGCACUGGUCACUCUGAAGAGGAUAGCAGAGGAUAACAGGGCGGAGUUGCCAAAGGGCAGACUCAUAGCCAACAGACAGGAUGAUCGUGGCAAGAUACAGGACCUCUUUACUCCUGAGUACCGCAUGACCACUAUUCUUCUUUGGUUCAUCUGGUUCGCCAAUGCUUUUGCUUAUUAUGGUCUGGUCCUACUAACAACAGAGCUCUUCCAGGCCGGUGAUAUAUGUGGAGUAAACACAGCAAGAGCCAAAGUAGAACCUCGUUGCAGUUUAGAAUGUUCCUACCUCACACUAGAUGACUAUAAAGACCUCCUGUGGACGACCCUAGCUGAAUUUCCAGGGCUUCUUGUCAUCCUUUGGGUGAUAGAUCGAAUCGGUCGAAAGAAAAGCAUGGUGAUGUGUUUCGUAGCAUUCUCAGUAUCUAUCCUGCCCCUGUACGCCUGCAUUGGGAGGACGGCUCUGACCAUUUUCAUCUUCAUUGCGAGAGCUUUUAUCACAGGUGGAUGGCAGGCAGCAUAUGUUUACACACCUGAGGUUUACCCUACAGUAACAAGAGCUGUUGGCAUUGGAACCAGCAGUGGCUUUGCCAGAGUUGGUGCCUUGCUUACCCCAUUCGUGGCACAGGUGCUACUGAGGUCAUCCGUCUACCUGACGCUGUCUGUGUACUGUGUUUGCUCUUUACUCGGUGCGGUGGCAGCUUGGUUCUUGCCCAUCGAGACAGCAGGUCGGGCCCUACAGGAGUCCACUCAGCUUAAUAACAAUGGCCCCCAGGACAUAAACAUGACCAGUCUUCCGCCAGCCUCUCAGGCCAGCCACGGUACACAGAACGGCCACUCCCAAGGACCAUGACGUGUGUGUGUGUGUGUGGGGGGGGGGGGUGGUAUUCUUAUAAAGUCCUCUCUGGAGGAUUAGUUGGUGAUGUGUGGACAGGGGAACUCUGAGGACAUUCUGGGAGCACUAUGAUGAGGCUGCUGUGCUGGUUACAAGCAGGUAAUGAUGGUGGCUGCUGUGGGUGAUGUAGGUCGUUGCUGGUUUAAAACUGCAUCUGUUUCAGAAUAAGUUGUCAUCUGCACUGGGACUGGGAUAUCCCAUACACUCAGCAUAAAGUGGUAUGUGGUUUUGCCUGAUUCAGCCAGUAUGACUCUAUUCACUUGUAGCUAGGAUCAGAACAAGUCAGCGUUAUUGUUAUUCCAAAUCUUCUGUUUAUUUAUUUAUUGUCUGUUAUGAUGUAUUUAAGUCAGACUAAGAAUUUGGCUCCGUCACUUGGAUAUGCAAUUAGCUUUCAGUAGAGUUCUUGUUGCUGCUGUUUACAGCAUGUGCUUAGUCCCCAUGAAGAAUACAUUCUAAUUAAACAUAUGCUUCAAAUCACUGUACUGUAAUCACUUUGAAGAGCGUCUGAUCAAAAAUCAAUAAAGGUAUAAUGCAACAGAAAA